AAAAAAAAAAAAAAAAAAAGCAUCGAAAUUUCUCAGCAGAAAAUUAAAUAUCUAUCUUUAUUAUCCGUGUCAUUUGUUAACGUUGUUUAUGUGUCUGUGGAGGUAGCGCUGUAACGAGUCUCAUUCGUUUUGUUUGGAGGUAUCCAACAUUCCAGAUUCCACAAUUUUUCAUGUCUUAGAUUUUCUUUCACAAGAGUGAGCAAUUCCCAAAAGAAAAAAAAGCUUUUUUUUUUUUUUUUUUUUUCCUCCAAUGCCACAAAAUUGAAAGGCCGUUAAAUGGGUUUCCUUUUUCCCAUGAACGAUUGUUAUUGUAUUAAACUGUGGUUGUCUCUCUCUGGCAUUUGAAGUUGGGAGAAAGUUAUGAAUUUCCCUUUUUUGAUUUCCUCUUGUUGCGGGCAUUCUCAGGUGCUUAUUUGAUUAUUUACCCAUUUUUGUGUUUUCAUGUGUUGGAGUAGUUUCUUAUAGUUUUGACUUUAGAGUAGUGAAUGGGUUUGGUUUGUGAGGAGGAAUGUGUUUCGUGGUGGUGUUUAUCAUGAUAGGGGUUCAGUUCUUAGUUCUUUAGUUUGUUAUUGCUAGAAGCCUAGAACAGUAGAAGGGUUUUUCUCUAAUUCAUGGAAAGUUCUUUCCUUUGUUGUUUGGUGGUGAUAGUUGAAAGAAAAGGGGUUACUUGUGCUGUUGAGUUUGGGUAGUGGCUGUGGCUGGGAGGGUAGAAUGGAUUUAUGGGUUGUUGCAGCUGCUGCUGGAGCUGGGUAUUUGGCUAAGUAUUUGAAUAGGGUUUCGAAAAAUGGCGAUAGCUCGGGUCACAUGUUGUUGGAGGAUUCUAUUUUUGAGAAUCCUGUGUCCCCUAGCCACCCCUAUCAAUUUGCCAAACAAGCAGGAAGAAAUGAAUUGGGCAAGGAUGUUUUUGCUGAUGGAAAGGCUUUAGAGGGGAAGUCUUCAGAUCUGAACUCAAUGGAUGGUCUUUUUACAGGAGAACGGGUUUCUACUAGAGGGAUUACUAGUGAAAAAAUGCUACAUUUUCGGAAUUAUGACAAGCAUGAUGUUCUAUCUAUAUCAAACUUGGCAAUGUCAUUAUCACCAUAUGAUGGUAACUUCAAGGAUGUUGAUGAUGGAAAUGACCAAAGUUCUGGUGUUGUUGGCGAUCAUGGUUUCCUUCUUCCGGGUUCUUCUGUUGAACUGGCUUCUUUCCAUAACUCUUCUGGACAUAAAACCUUUCUCAGGAUGAAGCAUUUGUCUGGGAAUGUUAAUAGACCUUUAAGUUCCCUAGAAAGUUGUUUUAUGGCUCAGCUGUACAAGGAGCAUGCUGAAACAGAAGAAUUUGUUUUUAGUUCUGUUUCAUCGCGGUCCAUGGCCACAAGGUCAUUUUUUGUAAGCAAUGGAAGCCAAAUAAUCAACAGAGCAAAUAUUAAUCAACAGAAAGAAGCUGGUCAUGUAAUGGAUGAAAAUGUAUUUGGAGUUCCUUCCUUACCAAACAUAAGAUCUGUAAAUGAUGCCAAGAAGAUGAAAUUCAAUGCAGUCAUUGGGAGGAGCCGAAGACGGAGCUCUUCUGACAACAUGUCAAGUGGGAAACUCAGCCAUACUCAACAAUAUGAUAAAGCAUUUCUCUUCAGUCUUGGGAUUUCUUUUGGGACGAUAACUUGCAUAAUGGCGAAUAAAAGAGAAAUAGACAAGUUAAGAGAGUUGUUGAAACAGACUGAAAACUUGGUUCAAGAUCUACAAGAGGAACUCGAAAUGAAAGAUUCAAUGACUGUGAAGGAGUUACAGAAUGAAAAUUAUGGUUCACAGGAUACAUGUGAUCAUUCCUUUAAUGAUAAGGAGCUAAAUGAAUUUUCCCCUGAAAAACAUAUGGAUAACUCUCCUAAGUUUGACUCCAAAGACUCAUAUCAUCAAAAGCUAGAAGAAGGUUCAGAAUCCAUGAGCAAAAUUGAAGCUGAGCUUGAAGCUGAACUUGAGAGAUUGGGGUUGGACAUGAAUGCAUCAAGCCUGGAAAAAAAGUUAUCUGAGCUUGUUGAGCUUGAACCAGAGUUCGUAGCAGAUUUCGCUCAAGGUGAAUUACGAGCCGACAUGGUCAGUGGGGAAGAUUCUGACCAUCCAAAUGAGGAUGCCAGUGACCCAACACCUCUCCCUGCCAACUAUGCAGUUUUGCCUCAUGAACUGAGUUUGCGUUUGCAUGAAGUUGUACAAUCCCAACUUGAGGAACGUGUGAAGGAGCUUGAGAGUGCGCUCGAAAAUAGCCAGAGGAAAGUGCUGCUUUUGGAAUCAAAGCAAGAGGGUUAUCUCCAAAAGUCAUCUUCCUUUAGUAGAGAAAAUGAUGAUUCUGAUCUUAUGUCCCAGCCCUUAAUCCUCAAUUUAUCAGGUGAAGCUCUUGAUGCAUACAAUGAGGCCUAUGAAGAAUUAAUAAAGAUAAAUGACUCUGAAGAAAAUUCACCAUUAGACAUCCUUGGUAGUGACCACGAGGAAGGUUCACAUUCACAUGAUUGGCAUGCAAUUGGGGUUCAAAGUGGUGAAUCAAAUGGUUCUAGUAAGGUAACAUUGUUGGAUGGUACUGAAGAUGAAAGUUGUGAUUUUGAUAACGAGGUGGAACAGCAAUUGAUAAGGCAAAUUGUUGAAAGGACCAAGAAAGGUUCUCCUCUUUUUAAAAAUGCACAAAAGAUAUUGUAUUCUAUGGAUGAUGAACAAUGAUAUCAAAUAAUUUUUAGGCAUCUAGGAAUAGAAAAGAGUAAUAUUUAUUAAUACCGUAAAGGGUUCUUUUAUUUUCACUU
Messenger RNA from Cajanus cajan (pigeon pea), 2762 nucleotides. RefSeq lists its product as uncharacterized. Lineage: Eukaryota; Viridiplantae; Streptophyta; Magnoliopsida; Fabales; Fabaceae. Gene Ontology annotation, biological process: asymmetric cell division. The record is from RefSeq and is a predicted model, not a curated record.